AAAAAUCAAAUGAUUUAGUUAAUAAUAACAUUAGAAUAAUAAAUGUAAUUUUUAAAAUGUUUGAAAAGUUAGAUGAAAGUCAAUAUUAGAACGAGUAAUACAUAUUUAAAUAUUUUACGAGCUUUUGUAGAAAGCUGAGUAAAAACUAAUUUUCCCUUAAACGAUUUUCUUUUAAUGAAAGAAGAACGUAUUGGAAACAAAAGAUACAUAAGUAAAAAUGUAAUCGAUAAACAAUAAAAACGUAACCUGUGAGUUCUUAUUCUUUGAAUUUUUUAUAGAUUUCUUUUAGUUUUAUAUUAUUACAAAUUUCUUUUAUCCAUCAAAAAAUUUUUCUUAUUAAUCUUACUAAUAAUGGUUGUUUGAUAAUUAAACUAUAUAUACUAAUUAACUAAAAACAGAAUAUGGAUGUUAAUUACAAGAAAAAAUAUUACACUGAUGUGAAAAAUGUAAAACAAUGGUUUUAUUCUACAAAAGAAAGAUGUGAUUCUUUAAAAUCUCAUAUGAAAUAUAUGAAAAUGUUAUAUCAUGAUAUGCCAAAAAUACAAGAAACUAAAAAGACUUUGUGUGAUCCAAAUUGGCAAAAUUGUAAAAUAAGGACUUCUAAUAAUGAUGAAACUAUAGUUUCCAGACAAGUGAAUUGUAAUAAUUCCUUGGAAAAGUAUUCUGAUACGCUAUAUGAUAAGACCCACAAGGAUAAACCUUUGAUAACUUCAAAUUUAGCCAAUAUUUUAUCAGAAAAUAAUCUGCAAAGGAAAGAAGAAGAAAAAGAAAAACAAAAGAACUUAAAUAAACAGAAAGGAACAGAAACUGAAUUAUCUUCGAUUACACUUCAAACUUAUGCUAUUCCACAGAACACAGAAUCAAGAUCGUUACUACCAACUCAGAAAGAUAACAUGGCAUGUGAAGAACACAAUUACAAUUGGCAAUUCCCAUAUCAAAAGCAUCUAACAGAAUAUUCUACAGAAUUGAUAGGAAAUAAUGAAACUUUAACCAAAUCUUUUGAACAAUUAACUCUGGAUAAUCAAAAUAGCUAUUUACUUCAAGAAUCAUUUUCUACAAAAGAUGAUAUUAAACUAAAUAUUUCUGGUAAUGUUAAAGAUGGAUCCGUGGAUAAAAGUAAAGUCUCUACAAAAAACGAAAAAAAAGAAAAAGCUAUUUCUUCAGCACUAUCAAGCAAGAAAGGCUCCUUAUGUAAGCUAGAUGACAUUGUUCCAUUGAAGAUUAAAAGGCGAAGAAAAAAAAUACACUGUUCUAAUUCACGGAGUACUGUAACUACAAGAGAUACAAUUUUUUUAGGAAAAAAGGAUACAAAAAAACGGAAACAAAAAAAUAGUGUAAGUAAUCGACAUACAUUCAAGUCUCAACAAACAUCUAAUGAUGUAGUGGAAAUUUAUCAUAAUACAGCAGCAAAGAGUGGUAGCACAUCUGCUAUUCCUAGUAAACAUUCAAAACUUGAACAUCACAUGAACUAUAUUAACAUAUUAACAUCUUCUGCUAUGAAUAAACAACAAAACAUAUCCAUAAAACCAAAAUAUGAAGAUAAUAAUUAUAAAAAUGUUAGUGAUGUUAAUGUAGAUUGUCCCAAAAAUUAUUCUCAAAGGCAACAUCAAACUAGUCAGAAAACAGUAGGAAGGAUUACAAUUAAUAAUGAUCUAAGUAAUAAUUUGAAAAUUUCAACCAGUCCUGCAUGUACCAUGGAAAAGUACAAUUCGCAUCAGUGUCAACAUGCAAUUAUACAAGCAUCAUAUUGUGACCCAAUAGUUACACAUAAUUAUGAAAUGCCAACUUUAGCUUCUAAAUUAAAGAGGGCCAAUCGUUCAUAUUUUGGUAGAUUUAACUUUCAAAAUAUACCCUUUGUAGUGGGUACUUCUAUAACCCCAAGUCAUAAUUUAGGUUUAAAUAUACAGCAAGUUUUGAGCAUUAUGAAAACAAGGCAAAUUGCUGCAACAGGAGUGACACCUCUUCUUAUUCGUAAAAUUAGCAGAGGUAUGAAGCCUGCAUCUGUUCUCAUAGAACAGAUAAACAAUCAACAGAGUAAACUGUCUCAUAUAAAUUCCCAAAUGAAUAAUAUACAUAUACAGAAAGAAAAUUUGUUUAUGAGUAAAGGUGAUCAUUUAUUAGAAAAUGAAAAUAUGUUUUUAAAAUAUGAUAGGAAAGGAGUAAGUAAUUUAAACGUAAAUUUAAAAUCAAAUAUUGAACAAUAUCAGAAUUUACAAAAAGGAAUUAAUGGCAGUGUAAAUAAAUAUGGGAAUUUUCAUAAGAAAAAGGAUACUAGAUCAGAGAAUCAAUUGAAUACACUGAAUACAAUACUACAUGUAACAGACAAUAAAAUGUUGAAAUUGUUUGCUUCCCAACAAAAUGUAAACAUGAAGAUGGAAAACCCAGAAAUGCAAUCCAAAAUAUAUCAGAACACAUUACAGGGCAAUAUUUGUGAUAAACACAUUUCCAAUACCUCAACAGUUAAUCAUUCUCAAGAUUCUAAAGGAAUAAGAGAAGUUCUCAUUAACCUUCAUGAUCAGUUUGAGGAAAUGAACACAAAAUAUGAAAGAUUACAAGCAAAAGCAAAAAAAUACAGUGAUAAAGAUUUAGAAGAAGAAAUACUACAUUUAGAAAAAGAAUUAAGCAUUAAAGAAGAUGAGAUAAAUGCUGUUGUUAAUUUAUAUAAAGAGGUGAUGUCAUUAAAACAUCAAAUGAAACUAUUACAAAAAAAGAACAGUUAUGUUUGUAUAUCAACUGAAAUUCCAUUGGGAUCAGAUAAAUUGUAUGGAGCUAUGCCAUUUACGUCAACUAAAUCUAAUGGAUCAAAUGGAUCAAAUUUUCAGCAAAGACUUUUUCACAAAAGGGGAAAUAGUGCUGUUGUAAGGGAACCUAUUUCUCUUCGUCUAGCUGGUCUCUUACGGCAAAUUCAAACAUUUCAGAAGCAAUUGAAACUAACAUCAUGGUAACAAUACAUCGUGGAUGAUAUUUAUCACAUUCAACUUGUCUGGCAGCACCCAAUGCAUCGUUGGGAAAUUGAAAAGUUACAUACUUGAGUGAGUCGAGUCGUUCUUUCAACAAGAGAAAAAAGGUACGGUGGACUGUGAUCGAUCAGCGUUAGAGAGAAAUGCCUUUGAGAACGCCAACCACGAGGUACAGAAAAGUACAUUCAAGGUACAUCGAUGUUUAUAAUCGUCCCAAAUGAUAUUUUACAUUGUAUACACAUAUCCUAGUGGCGAACGAAUGAAGAUAAACAAGAUAAAAAGUGAAAACAGGCUAACAAUUAAAUUAAAAGGAGAAAAUAUUUUUACUAGAAUUCUAAUGUAACGAACUGCUUCGUCUUAAGCUACGUAUUUUAAAUCAGGGUGAACUGUUUUAUCGAUUAAUCGUAAGUAACAAAUUGUCGGCAUAUCCGUUAAAAGAAAUCGAUUAAAAAACUUCCAGUAAUGCAAGGAUUAUUUAGCAACGAAGUACGUAAGAAAUACACCUUCGUGUCCUCGGAAAUAAUUAAUAUCCUUCGUAGUACAUGUUUACCAUGAAAUCAAAGAAAAGUUGCAUUUUUAUGGAUGCUUUUUUAGCAGAUUUUAAUAAAAACGCAAGAUCUUGUAUCGCGCUGACAUUACAUAACAACGCAUCGUAUAUUCCUAUUUUUAGACUUCUUUCUUAAAUCGAAUUACCUCUUACGUUAAUAUCAUGCAUGAUUAAAUUGUAUAAUUUGUCACAUUAAAUGGAUCAACUUCUUA
Messenger RNA from Bombus terrestris (buff-tailed bumblebee), 3719 nucleotides. RefSeq lists its product as uncharacterized. The record is from RefSeq and is a predicted model, not a curated record. The transcript is spliced from 13 exons. The coding region runs from base 402 to 2945 and encodes 847 amino acids. NCBI's taxonomy places the organism in Eukaryota, Metazoa, Arthropoda, Insecta, Hymenoptera, Apidae.